This is a messenger RNA of Dicentrarchus labrax (European seabass), 7192 nucleotides long. RefSeq names its product neuropeptide Y receptor Y2, like (gene npy2rl). Gene Ontology annotation, biological process: G protein-coupled receptor signaling pathway. Gene Ontology annotation, cellular component: membrane. Gene Ontology annotation, molecular function: neuropeptide Y receptor activity. NCBI's taxonomy places the organism in Eukaryota, Metazoa, Chordata, Actinopteri, Moronidae. The record is from RefSeq and is a predicted model, not a curated record.
CGCGCGGUGCGUAAAGCGCUUCACUCCCGUGUCCAGAGCGCACGGACGGAGGCACCGGCGGCGGAGCGACCGGAGACCGAGCAGAAGAAGAGGAGAUCGCUCGCGUUUCUGUCCUCAUUCCCGCUCCUGUGGACGGUUGGUGUUUGUUAAAGCUUCAGACAUUCUCGGUUCCUCGGGGCGCUUCAUGGCCGAAUUCACCGGCGGGUUCCGUUAAUCCAAAGUGACGUGGAUGCGAGCGCCACUCUGAAGCGGAACUGUGCGGUUGGUUUUCUACAAAACGGGAAACAAACAUGAGACCUGGCAUCCCGCGCAGAUUCUUCUAAACAGAGAGAGAGAGAGAGAGAGAGGGGGGCGCGAGGAGAGGAGGUUCUGGUGGGACGGACGCGCGAGGAUCCAGACGAGGAUGUGGAUUUAAACUCGCAACCGUGCAGCCACCGUCAGACUACAGCCUCGAGCUUGAAUUCCACAUCUUUUUAAUGGCAACCGGGAGUCGCGCGAGCGUCUCCGUCCGGGGGUCCGGAGGAUCGAACCGGGGUCUGUGAGCGCCGCCGGGACCCGGAGACACGCGGAGAGGCUAUGUGUGCGUGUUAGUGUGUCUGUAAAAAUGCUGCUGCUGGACAAACACGCGUGAUCGAACAUGGAGGCUGUCAGCGCAGUCAACGGGACGCAGGACGAGCUUCGCUUCCUGCCCCCGCCUGACGAUGACCUCGGCAACCUCGGCUACCACGACUACAACCCAAAUGCCGGCGCUAACCCACCGGCCUUGCCCACGGUGUUUGAGGGAGUGAAUUUUCCAGAAGACCCCAUCAAACUGCUGAGUGUACAGGUGGUGUUGAUCUUGGCCUACAGCACCAUCAUCGUGCUGGGGGUUCUGGGUAAUUCUCUGGUCAUCUACGUCAUCUACCGCUUCAAGACGCUCCGCACCGUCACCAACUUCUUCAUCGCCAACCUGGCUGUCGCCGACCUGCUGGUGAACACACUGUGCCUCCCCUUCACCCUCGUCUACACUCUGCAGGGAGAGUGGAAGUUCGGCAGCACCCUCUGCUUCCUGCUGCCCUACGCCCAGGGGCUCGCCGUGCACGUCUCCACAGUUACGCUCAACGUCAUCGCCCUGGACCGCCACAGGUGUAUCGUGUAUCACCUGGAGACCAGGAUGCGUAAGGACGUGUGUUUCGGGGUGAUAGCAUUGACCUGGGUGCUGAGCGCCGUGCUCGCCAGCCCUCUGGCCAUCUUCAGAGAAUACGGCUCCUUCACGCUGGAGCCUGGUAACACCAUACAGGUGUGCACUGAGAAGUGGCCCGGUAAAAACACAGAUGGCACCGUCUACAGCAUCUCCAUGUUGAUCCUGCAGUACUUCCUGCCGUUGUCCAUUAUCUCCUUCGCCUAUGCCCGUAUCUGGUCCAAACUGCGCGGCCACGUCAGCCCAGCAGAGAACGUCUGCAACAGCAGUGCCGGCUCCGAGCGCCAUCGCCGACGCCGCAAAACCACCAAGAUGCUGGUGACUAUGGUGGUGGUGUUCGCUGUCAGCUGGCUGCCCUUCCAUGCCUUCCAGCUGGCCACGGACAUCGACAGCUCGGUACUGGACAUGCGCGACUAUCGUCUGCUCUACACCGUCUUCCACGUUGUCGCCAUGUGCUCCACCUUCGCCAACCCGCUGCUGUACGGCUGGAUGAACCGCAACUACCGCGCCGCCUUCCUCGCCGUCUUCAAGUGUGGGAGGGGAGGGGAGAGGGGGAGAAGCGGCCGGCUGGACAGCAUUCACCCCGUUGGAGGAGGGGGAGGAGGAGGAGGAGGAGGGAGGGCGAAGAAGAUAGUGCUUGAAACCCAGGACGUGGUGUCUACCCACUUGAACGCCACAGACGUGUGAAGGCCUGAGGGAGGUGGGAAAUGAAGAGGGUGAUGGAGAAGGGGGAGAGAUGACAAGAAAAUGAUGAGGCGGGAAGGAAAAGAAAAUUGUCAGGAAAUCUUUUGUUCCUCAGAAAACAAUAGAGAAGAAAACGAGAUUCCACAUGGAGACAGAAACAGAGGGGAGAUAAAGAUGUGAGAGAAAAUAGAAACGUCAGAGUGAGAGGAAAGCGACUGGGGGGAUUAAAGAGUUUUUGGAAACCAAAAUAGAGGAGGAGGAGGAGGCGUAGACAGGCAGGGAUUAGAAGAAUGACGGGACAGAAGAAUGACUCAAGGCCUCCUCGACCAAACGAGGCACCGCCACUUUGGGGACGUGACCUCAUCGUGAUGGAGGAACCUGGCAAUCCGAGAGGAGGGGGGGUGUUCAAGCGAAAUUCAACUUACGACGGAUUUGUAACACCGACAAAAGUUUGAUCCGGAAAGACAACAAGAGCAGAUAUAAAGAACUGAAGCUUCGGUUGACGAAAUUUUGAGGGGAUUGUUGAAAGAUUCUACAAACUUUUAAUGCAAUUCUUGUCAAAAUAGGGCUUUACUCCAUCUUCAUUCCACACGUGAAGCAUUUAGCUCGUACAUUUAACCCAGAGUGGCUUACAAACGGGGGCACAAGGACGCUUAUCAGGUUUGCAGGCGACGUUUCGGCAACCGCUUCCUUUGUAACCGUGAGGGAUGUGAACGAAAAGUCCGAAACUGAGGCUGCCGGUAACCAUCUAAAAAGAUUUUGUUUAAAAAAAAAAAAAAAAAAAAACCCCGUAUUCUUGAGUUCAGACGGAGCCGAGGACGACGAGGAUGCAUGAUGCAAGCUUUGUGAAAUCUCAGACAUUGUUACGUAAUUACAUUGUGUGUUUUUAAUGUGGAUUAUCCUACAAAGAAAGCCGGAUGUAGAGGAGGUGGUCAAAUUGAAGAUAAGACAAAGAAGGGAAAGGGGUGGGGGGGGAGAUCAAAUUACAAAUGAUUUAAAUCAAAAUGGCUUUGUUUUUCCUUUUUAAAAUGGAUGAAGGACAAAGAGCAGAGAAUGGGAGACGGGGCAGAUGGGGGAAAAAGCAAUGACGAUGAGAGGAUCAGUGGGAAGAGGGGAAGAAGUGAAAUGUGGGAUAAUGAGGCGAAAGAAAAAAGUCCCAGCAAGAGGGCGAUUUCAAAAGAACAAGCUGCAAUUUGGUGUGAAACAGCGGAGAAAAGAUCCGUUCUUACAAGCGCACAGAUGAAUGUUUGUCGCGUUUUUUUGCGGUUGAGAUUUUGCACCUGUUCGAAAAACGUCUCUCAGAUCAGUUUGUGAAAGCCACACAGGUCCUGAUAUUUUUAAUACUGCUUUUAAUACUACUCAUUUCAAACGUCAUUACUGAUGUUAAUCAGCACUGCAUAAUAAGAUAUGGGGAAAAAAAUAUGAUUAAAAUAUGAUUGUUCACUUUGAAAAAAUGCUAAUUUCGAACACACCAUUUUAAUGAAGUGUUAACAUUCAUACAGCUGUUCGUGUCCACACCUGGACAUCAAGGGACCUUUUUGGCCCUGAACUGAGCCUCUCAAGCAGCUCUUACUUGCUCAUUAUACAGAAAAAAAAACCGCCUGCAGAUGCAAAACAGGAUCAAUGUAUUUGCCAUGACCACCAUGACUUACAACUAAUUCUGGAGACUCUAACUCUAACUCUAACUAAUAAAGUACUCCAGUAAUUUAGCAUUAUACUCCUGUUACAUCGUCAGACUCGUGAUAUAAAGUUCUAAAAAGCACAGCUGACACUUUGGUCAUACAUUGGGGGGUUUUAUGCUGGUAAUGGCUAAUGUAGCCUGGAGCCUGUUGUCUGCCGCAGACUUAUACCCUCUAUAAAUGGUGCCUUUAUUGGCCUUUUCCGCUAAAGGAACUGAUCGACCCAUAACUUGUCCAGGUUCUGCUUUUGUUUCCACUAUUAUCCCCCCACUCUGGGAGCAAGUCCCUGAACUUACACUUCAGCACCGGUACUAAAUCCAUGUUCUAGGUACUCUUGGGGCAGUGCCUGAAUUGGACCAAAAUAAGAUGCCAGUACGCUAUUUCAGCACAAUCCUAAUCCCCCAGAUAAGAUAACCCUAACCUUAAUUCUUCUGCCAUUUUGAGCCUUUUUAACAAGGACAGUGAAAGUGCUUCUUAGCGUGCGUUUCUUAGCAGCGGGGAAGCGCUGUAAGUAUCAGUAUCAGUACCAACGAUACCGACUGGUAUCGGAUUGGUAUCGGAUCGAUACCAAAUCCUGCUGUAUCGCCCACCACUAUUCACAACCUUUGUUGAAUACUCCUAGGAAAAAUCCAGACCUUCGUGACCUCAGUAGUGGGUACAGACAUCCUACCUAGAGGUCAUGGUACUCAGUAAGAUACUCAUGUGGACACAAAAUCAGAAAGGCCAGAAUGAAGGAACCUUGUACAUCUUUGAAAAGUAGUUCCUGGAACUAAAAGUGGCUAUAGUCAGGCUUUGUGUUGUGUGGGAGCUGACCUCCCAUCAAAGUAGUAUAAUCAUACAUCUGUGGGGCUCUCAAAUACAUUACCACAACCAUUAUUUUAAUGACAAAUAAUGCUCAGGCUAUAGAGUAAAAACGUGACUAAACUGAGAACCAAGUACGUUCAGGUUCAGGUACGUUAUGGUUAAAGUUUCAAUAGCGGAAAAGGGCUUUUAUUCGAAGUGGUGGGUGCCACACAAUUAUAGUUAGAUGCCGUCAGGUGUAAAUGAAAAAAGUUCCACCUCUUUCAAGUCUUUUCAUUUAUUUGCGCUGCCAGACCAUCUCUCGCCUCUGCCAUCCCAUUAUGCUCCAGUGUUGGCACUGCCCGACAGACUGAACUCAUUAACUGUCUGUGAUGAGGGCAAUAGACAUGCUGACAGCUGUAUAGGAGACAAUCGGGUCUCCUGCGGCUCCACUUGUUGCCAUCAUUGUGUUUUCACACGCUUACACAAAGAAACCCUGCAGUUGGGUCUUAACUUCCAUGCUCCAAAUUAAAUGCAUUGUUCAAAAUGUUAUUACCAAAGGUUGUUUCAUUAUGUGUUUAAACUUUAAUUGCCUAAUUGUAAUUGCAACCCUCAGUCUCCCUUUGGCAGGGGCUGUGUCAACACCGUAAUUUAGUGUAAACACAGCAGACUGAAUAAUGACCUGCAAACAUUUUUGCACAGUGUGCAUGAACACAACAGCAGCUAUUGGUUUAAACAUAAACCGAAAAAUAAUACGUAAAUUGAUCAGAAAUAGACUAAAGCUUGAAAAACAGUCAAACACACACACAGGUGUAAAAGGGGAUCAAAUGCUUGGAAGAUAAAAUCCUUCAUUGUUUUUGGACUUAGUGUCCUACCUCUCUUGUGUUUUCCUCUUUAAAUCCCUCGAUCCUCUCUGAGUUGCGUCACUGCCUCGCUCGACCCGCAGUCCCGCAAUCCCUCUGUUCCCUCCCACUGAACCGCACCAGCUGUUUAUCUCCGUCCUCGUUUCAGCUCCUCGUCUGUCUCCUCUCCGCUCUCUUUCCCUGUGAAUGCAUGCCUCAGAAAGCUAGAAAUGGUGUCUUCCUCUAAGGAUGAAAUGGAGGAUAAUUAUGAGAAAUGUCUGUUUCAUUUUGACCAAGUGCAGAGUCACAAACAGUCCUGAUAGAAAACAACAGCUGCUACAUUAUGUUGUCAAAAAUUACAGCUUCCAAUGAGGGAUCUCAUUUCAAAACAGCUGAAAUGUUGUCAUCAGUAAGUAUUUUACACACAUUUGACUGUAUCCACCACAAACAUCAGUUUUCUCUGGUAAUGACAAAACAUUUUAAGAAGUUUAAUAUUAAACCAUAAUGUGCUUUAGUUCAACAGCAUCCUGAGUUUAUAAUCCCUGGAUUUGAGUUUUACAGUUGACUUCUGAACAGCAUUAUACUUUGAGUGGAAGCAGGUCAAAUGGAGGUGCAGAAAGACAGUUUGACGCCAUCUGGUUUGCUUUGGAUCCCCACAGCUAUGCCACAAUGCAGUGCAUGGAUUCGUCAUCAUACACCCGACAAUAGUGUUGGGAUUUGAGUUAUUUUGGGGUUGUUAGCGUAAAAGUCUGAUUUACUGGAACGGCUUGGAUGGACAUGAGUCAUCAGUGCUUCUUUAAUCAAAGUUAAAACGGUAUAAGCCUGUGGAAAUCUAAGGAAAGACUUGAACAAGUAUCCAGGUGCUAUUGUUUGCAAUCUCAGAACCCAUCAGCUAUUGUCUGACGCCGAUUUAGCCUGUUGGCAACGGCCAAUGUCUUGGCGGUUGCAGUGUCGCCAGCAGAUAUCUGAAUAAUGAUAUCCAAGCUUAAACUUCCUCUUCUAGAUGCAUUUCAGCUAAUCUCUAAUUACAGAUAUCGGGAAAGGAAUGCCGAUAUGUUUUAAAAAAAAACGAUAGCCAGGGAUUCCAAGACUGCGUUUCGACUGAUGCAUUCUGCCUCUUUAGCUCUCCAGACCAUAUUCUGUCACCAGACGGUCCUCCAUUGGUAUUGGAUGCUGUAUUGGGAUCCGAUCUGGCUGUACUGUUCACUGGGAGCUCCCAGUCCGACAAUGUCAGCUAAUGUGUUUGCUAUUUUAUGGAUGCUACAUUGGAAAAAGAGGAGAACAGAAAACCUCCUGUUAUUCCAACUAUUUCCCUUAAAUUUGUUAAUCUUUUGUUCUGAUGAUUCAAGUUUCAGACCCAUCCAAGCUGCUGAAGCACUCCAUCUUUGAGUCAUGUGACAUUUUAUACGUGAAAAAUGAAUGUAACUUUUCCUUCCGGGUCCACACGAGCGAGCUAACUUACCCGCUAGCUCACUCGCUAACCUGCUAUUUAGAUCCGUAGCGUUUACUAGCAAGUUACUAAACUUAGAACUGUUGGCAAACAAAAAAGGUAGUGAGUUACACAGCUAACUUAUUCCCAUUGACAAGAUUAAUAAAUUCAGCUGGAAUUUGCAAAGCUUGUGGACUCAAACGUUAGCUACAAACAUUCGUAAAGUGUGCCUACGCUAGCACUGUGGGACAAGCUUGAAAGUAAAUAAGAUGGCGUCAAACUUUUAUGAAAUUCACCUUUUUAAUUGCUCCUUGUGUGUAAGUCAGCCUGUUUUCUAUUAUUUGAAGAAAAGAGUUGAACAGGUAUUUAGUUUCUCAUUGAUGACGUUCUGAUGUAUUCUGGCGAGGUUUGCGAUGGGAGGACACAGAUGCUGCUCAACCUUUAUCAAACAUGAAUGUAAACUUCUUUGUAACAUGGCUGUAAUGUUGUAUAUUGUAUAAUUUUGUGUAAAUAUUGGCUCUGUGAAAGACUGUAACCUAGCACAAACUGUUGGCCUUUACCUGCGUCCAACAACAGAUGUACUAUUCUCAAGCACAAA